AUGAAGGGAGACUAUGCCGCCCUGAAGGCUAUGGAUCAGCCCAUGGCGUUCAACCGAGGCGAGGAGCUCCAGAAACUUGAUGUUCGUCGCCAGAAGGUCAACGUCUGGGUUAUCGGCCUGGCGCUCACUGGGAUCCUGAUAGCCGUCAUCGAGAACGAAUUGUUGUGGCACAAUCGCAACAUCCCCGUGAUGUCCUUCCAACUGAUCAAGUUGCUCAACUCUGGAGUUACUCUCAUUUUGUUCUAUUCCAUCCUCCAGUAUUAUGCCGUGGAAUUCGAACUUCUCGAGGUGUCUGGGAAGACUGUGAUGGGAACCAGUUACCUGCAGGCUUUCAUCCUGUCUGGACUGCUGAGACCUUUUCUUAUCGAGACUGCGAUCAUUCUUAUCCAUCCGCUUCCCUUUGUGAACUACAUCGUUCACAUCUGGGGUUUGGACACCUACUGUGCCUACAGCAGUGAUGGGUUUGUCACUGUAUUCAUGAUGCUCCGCUUGUAUCACUACACGCCAAGGAUCAUUGCAGAGGCUUCAGGACUUCGCAAUGAGAAGACGCGUCUCAUUGGUCUGAUGAACAAUGUGGACAUCUCCUACCACUUUAUCGGCAAAGCGAUGCUCCGUGACUCUCUGCUCACUCUCCUCUUCCUCUUUAUCGUCUCUGUGGUGACUCUCGCAUAUGCCACCAUCGUCUUCGAGCGUCCCAUUGGUCCUGACACGAACCUCGACCUGUUUGAAAACUCCGUCUGGCUUGUGAUCAUCACCAUGACAACUGUGGGAUACGGAGACAUCUAUCCCAAAACGCCCAUGGGCCGAUAUGUCGCUAUCUUUGCUGCUCUUCUUGCAGUCGUCUUGGUCGCGUUGGCUGUCGGCGCUGUCACCGACCGCCUCACCCUGUCACGUGAUGAGUCUAAGGUGUUGGAAUUCAUUGAGAAUAUCCGGAGCAAGCAGGAGCGCAAGUCAGCAGCGGCUCAGAUGCUCCAGCAUGCCUGGCGAGCUUACCAGUCGCAGCUGUCAAAGAAGCACCAGAAAGGAAACAAGCAUGCGUACGAGAGCGGUGUGGGGGAGAACAACAUCCUUUACGAGCCGCUCUUCUACAAGGCAGCACUGCACUACUCUCAGAUGCGAGCUGAGAGCGUCAACGGCAUCAGCACUGACGUGGCUCUGACGGUGACGGAGAACGCGGUCGGGAUCAAGCACAUGCAGAACCAGAUGGAGGAGCUGGAGAGGAAAUUGACCGACAUGCACAACAUGAUCAAGACCGCUGUGCUAGGCGGUGCUUCGACCAAGAGCACCAAGUGGUGA
Guillardia theta CCMP2712 is the source of this 1296-nucleotide messenger RNA. RefSeq lists its product as hypothetical. NCBI's taxonomy places the organism in Eukaryota, Cryptophyceae, Pyrenomonadales, Geminigeraceae. The transcript is spliced from 13 exons. Bases 1 to 1296 code for a protein of 431 amino acids. Gene Ontology annotation, cellular component: plasma membrane. Gene Ontology annotation, biological process: potassium ion transport. Gene Ontology annotation, molecular function: small conductance calcium-activated potassium channel activity; calmodulin binding. The record is from RefSeq and is a predicted model, not a curated record.